CCCAUUUAAUAGGGUCACUCGCCAGGAGUGGACUGUCCCUUUAAAAGAUCCCACAACAGAGGCAGAUUGUGGUCACGUGAUCGCGCACGACGUCCAUGCGCCACCCUGACGUCACGCCGCAAAGGGCAGCCCAGUAGGUGAGAGGAAUGGCGGCGCAAUUCAAGGACAUUAACGGCCGCGACAUCGUCUUCGAUCAACAGCAUCACUCUCCACUGUGCCGCGAAUUUACUGUCGUCUCUCCGAAGUUAUCGCUGCGCUCUGUACUCGGAUACACCGCCUUCACCUGGCUGGUCGCCUACUCCAUCUUCUACAGCACGCAGAAUACUUCCGUGCUCUCGGCCACCAUUAUUAUCACUCUCCUUGGGAUGAUCCUGCACCUCCAUUUUUGUAAAGUCGAUCAAGAGUCCAUGCUGAUUAUUGGAUCGAUUGGAGUCCAGAUGAACACCUUGUAUGCCUCAGGCAGAGAGCACGUGAACUUCAUUGAGAUGAAGAAAGUGAAGGAUAUUGUAAUCAACGAAGGCUUUCAUAUGCAGAAGGUUAUCUACUACCUGUGUAUACUACUGAUUGACCCAGAAAGCCCUCGAGGAGUGUCUGAGGUGGUGCCAGUGUUCCAGAGUGCAAAACCACGUCUGGAUUGUUUGUCCCAGGUGUACAGAAGCUGUCAGGAAAUCUUACAACAGACACAGGUUGAUCAAUGAACUUGUUGCUAUUGAAGGACAACCUUCUGUUUCAAGACAGGGAUCCAGAUGACAGAACAUAUUUUAAAACUACCCGUUUAAAAUAUUUGCACCAAAGGACUCUUGCAACCAAUUAGCCAAACGGCUUUGAAGACUUGCCACUGCUUGCAUUAAUCAAAGAGGUGACUCACCAGAUACAAAGCAUCAAGCCACCAUUCAUUGCUAUUACUGGUGACUAGUAUGUUGUAGGAUAUUUUGGGAUACAUCUUGAAGGACAUUUUCUUCCUUACUUUGAGAAUUCUGCAAAACAUUGGCUAUAGAGUUGGUGAGAGUGGCGGGCCAAAGGAUUUUUUUUGCCAAAGUGGCAGUAAUAAAGAAAGGCUUGCAUUCGUGAUCUAAGGAUGUGCCAGAACACUUUGCAGCCAAAGAAGUGCUUUUGAAAUGUAGCCACUGUUGCGUUUUAUAAUAGUAUAGCAGUCGAUUUCACAGCAAUCUCCCACAAGCUGCUUUAGAUGAUGUGUAAUGUUGGCUUAGAGUUAAACAUUGACCAUACCAGCGAGAAGCUUUCCUGUUCCUUUUUGAAAUACUGCCACAUGAUCACGGACAUCAAUUUAAGAGAUUAAAUAGGGGUUUAAUGUUUCAUCUGAAAGGCAGUGCAUUUGAACUAGUACUGGAGCAGAGAGUCAGCCAACAUUAUGUGUUCAAGAGUAAAGCUGGUAAAGAAUUUCUUUAUGGAGAUCUGUGCUUAAUGUUCCAUCUACUGAUGUCUAAUUCUUUGGUUUGCAUCAAACUAUUGUUUUAAUUAUUUGUUUGGUGGAGGAGGUUCAUUUUAAGGCUUUUUUUAAAAUGGGUGACCGUGGUGCAGUAGGUAGAUGUGCUACCUCACAUCUCCAGUGACCUGAGUUCGAUCCUGACAUCUGGUGCCGUCACCCUACAACUGCAUGAGUUUCCUCCGGGUGCUCUGGUUUCCUCACACUUUCCAAAGACAUGCUAGUUGGUGGGUUAAUUGGCCGCUGUAAGUUGCCCCCUAUUCUUCGUGGGUGGCAGGAGGAUCAGAGUUGAUGGGAAUGAGAGAGAGAAUAGGUCACAGGGAUUAAGAAGAAUGGGGUUUCUCUGAGAGACAACAUAGACUCUGGGCUGAAUGAUCUAUGUUGUAAAGAAAUAUGGAAAAUGAAUGUAAGGUAUACUGACUUGAGUGAAGAUUAAAGGCUAAUUAUGCUUACCAACUUUGGCUGGCAGCGCCAUGUUGUAAUUAAAGAAAUACAGCCAAACUGUACUGAGAGACCUUCAACAGAAACUGAGUGUGCCUUGCUGUUGAUAAUGUAGUGCCCACCAACCUGGUUUCCUUACUGGGCUUGAAGAUGCAACAUUGGAGGUGACAACAUAAUUCUGUAUGCAAACAAGAAAGCGGAGCUUCUGUUUAUUCUGAUCCAGUUCUCUGAAGCCGGUGUACUCCACAAUUUCCAGACAGCAGUGAGCUCGGUUUUACUUGUGAAGUGAAACUGAGAACAUGGCUCUCUCAAACAGCCUGUGUAAAUCACCCAGACUGGAGGUUAGAAUAAACAUUUGAAGUGUCAGUGCUUUUUGAUGGGAAGUGUUGAAAUGGAGUCACAGUCUAUGUCUAAAUGUGUAUGGAGGUGUUAAUAUAUAGGUGGUGGGGUGGGCAUGAUAUGGGAGGUGGCUGUGAACAAGCAAGACACAUGCAUUGGAUAUUGGGAAUCAGUGCAAGGUCUUGAGCAGCUGAUACUGUUGCUGGGGCAUUCUAAUGAUGGGUAAUAGCUCAAAAGUUUAGAGGGGAGUGUGUGUGUGUGUGUGUGUGUGUGAAUAUAUGGAUGACAGGAAGCUGUCCUCAAAGGGACCUCUCAACCAUACACUCUGUAUAUGAAGCUCCCUCUUUUCCGGUGGGCAGUAGAAGUGGUUACUCUAUCGAGGUGUGUGAUAUGGAAAAAUCUUUACAUGGAGUUGAUCUUGGCUGUAAAACAGUUUAUAAAUACAUAAUUUAAAAAAACUAA
Molecule: messenger RNA, 2689 nt
Organism: Pristis pectinata (smalltooth sawfish)
Lineage: Eukaryota; Metazoa; Chordata; Chondrichthyes; Rhinopristiformes; Pristidae
Gene: pigh
Product: phosphatidylinositol glycan anchor biosynthesis, class H
Exons: 5
Coding region: 147-698 (183 amino acids)
Biological process (GO): GPI anchor biosynthetic process
Cellular component (GO): glycosylphosphatidylinositol-N-acetylglucosaminyltransferase (GPI-GnT) complex
Source: RefSeq, a predicted model, not a curated record